Molecule: messenger RNA, 794 nt
Organism: Heteronotia binoei (common prickly gecko)
Lineage: Eukaryota; Metazoa; Chordata; Lepidosauria; Squamata; Gekkonidae
Product: C-type lectin domain family 4 member F-like
Exons: 7
Coding region: 1-780 (259 amino acids)
Source: RefSeq, a predicted model, not a curated record
AUGGCCUUAAAGAUUGUGGAGCCCUUAGACAAAGUUGAGGAUGAGGCCUUAGAGGGGGAUGAUAUUUGGGAGAAAAUAAAAGUGAAGUUAGCAAAUCCCUACAUUGAAAAGGCUAUCUAUUGUGCAGUCUUGCUUCUGGUUAUCAUCGCUGUGCUGCUUAUCAUUCUGUAUAUGAAGAAAAUGGAAGGCAUCACGGAAAAAUAUAGAGCAGCAACAAGAAUUCAUCAAUUUAUGCAAGAUUACAAUGCCACCUUCAAAGGGAAGACCCCAACUGAAACAUUUAAGGGGGUUGAAGAAAUCAUAAAAGAGCUGAAAAAUCGGUACGCAAGAAUCGCUGAGGUGCAAAAGUCAAUCGAUGAUAUCACUGACAAGCUUGAAGACAGUUGGAUACCAUUCAGAGGCUACAUCUAUAGGUUUUUUAAGGAAAGGGGGAAUUUUUAUCAUGCCAAGGACUUCUGCACAAAAAACAAUUGGGAGAUGGUUGAAGUUCACUCUAAAGAGGAGGAGAGCUUUGUUUUCGAUGAAAUCUUCAGAUUUCAGCAUUCCGUCUUUUUUGGAAUUCAGAAAAUGAAUCAUAAGUGGACGUGGUUGAGUGGCCGUGAACUUGGAAUACAAAUCAAUUGGGCUAAUAAUUUUCAAAAGCAUACCGACAAUCCUGGACCAGUCUGCUUAGAUGCUGAAGUAUGCAUUAGCAGGCCAAAUUGCUGGAAUGCUGUUGACUGCGAUUAUUAUAAAUCAGUUUUUUGUAGGAUGAGACCUGAUGCACGAUGGCUUCAAUAAAAUUGUAAAAGUGA